Molecule: messenger RNA, 1543 nt
Organism: Suncus etruscus (white-toothed pygmy shrew)
Lineage: Eukaryota; Metazoa; Chordata; Mammalia; Eulipotyphla; Soricidae
Gene: MFSD1
Product: major facilitator superfamily domain containing 1
Exons: 16
Coding region: 33-1421 (462 amino acids)
Biological process (GO): transmembrane transport
Cellular component (GO): lysosome
Molecular function (GO): transmembrane transporter activity
Source: RefSeq, a predicted model, not a curated record
CAUGUGAUCGGCGCGGACGCUCCACCACCGGGAUGGAGGAGGACGAGGAAGCUCGCGCGUUGCUGCCCGGCGGCGGCGGCGACAGUGGAGACCCAGAUGUCCGCGCACCGCUGCCCGCGCUCUGCGACCCAAGCCGCCUGGCACACCGAAUGUUGGUGCUGCUGCUCAUGUGCUUCCUCGGCUUCGGUAGCUAUUUUUGCUAUGAUAACCCUGCAACCCUCCAGACCCAGGUGAAGCGGGACAUGCAGGUGAACACCACCAAGUUCAUGCUGCUCUACGCCUGGUAUUCUUGGCCCAAUGUGGUUUUGUGUUUCUUCGGUGGCUUUUUGAUAGACCGAGUAUUUGGAAUACGAUGGGGCACCAUUAUCUUUAGCUGCUUUGUUUGUGCUGGACAGGUUAUUUUUGCGCUGGGUGGAAUAUUUAAUGCUUUUUGGUUGAUGGAAUUGGGAAGAUUUGUGUUUGGGAUCGGUGGUGAGUCCCUUGCAGUGGCCCAGAACACGUACGCUGUGAGCUGGUUCAAAGGCAAGGAGUUAAACCUGGUGUUUGGCCUCCAGCUCAGUAUGGCAAGAGUCGGCAGCACUGUCAACAUGAACAUCAUGGGGUGGCUGUACUCAAAGAUGGAGGCGGCUCUGGGCUCUGUGGGCCCCACCACCCUCGGGGUCACGCUUCUGAUUGGGGGCAUCACUUGCAUUCUCUCAUUUGUCUGUGCCUUGGCACUUGCCUACUUGGACCAGAGAGCAGAAAGAAUUCUGCACAAAGAGCAAGGCAAAACAGGUGAGGUCAUCAAGCUGACGGAUGUGAAGGACUUUUCCCUGCCACUCUGGCUCAUCUUCCUCAUCUGUGUCUGCUACUACGUGGCCAUCUUCCCUUUCAUCGGCCUUGGGACAGUUUUUUUCAUAGAAAAAUUUGGCUUUUCCUCCCAGGCUGCCAGUGCUAUUAACAGCAUCGUCUACGUCAUCUCUGCCUUUUUGUCACCCGUGUUUGGCCUCCUGGUGGACAAGACAGGGAGGAACAUCGUGUGGGUUCUAUGCGCCGUGGCCACCACGCAAGCUGCACAUGUGAUGCUUGCACUGACUCUGUGGAACCCCUGGAUCGCCAUGAGCCUUCUGGGUAUCUCAUACUCCUUACUGGCCUGUGCCUUGUGGCCCAUGGUGGCCUUCGUGGUCCCGGAGCAUCAGCUGGGAACGGCAUACGGCUUCAUGCAGUCCAUCCAGAACCUUGGCCUGGCUGUCACCGCCAUCCUGGCCGGCCUCAUCCUGGACUCUCAAGGAUACCUGUAUCUGGAGCUUUUCUUUAUCUCCUGUGUUUCAGUGUCGUUGCUGGCUGUGGUCUUCCUCUACAUGGUGAACCAUGCCCGAGGUGGAAAUUUAAAUUUUUCUGCAAAACAAAGGGAAGAAAUGAAACUAUCACAUACAGAAUGAGGAUGUGAGUGUCUAUCUGGAGGCUGCACUUGGCUGAUAUGAGAAGGUGGAGUUUCGUCAUUUGGAAAGUUCCUUGUAGUUUGUACCAAUUUCCAUGUCUAUCUGUCAGGACUGUUUUUUAC